Molecule: messenger RNA, 6765 nt
Organism: Hylaeus anthracinus
Lineage: Eukaryota; Metazoa; Arthropoda; Insecta; Hymenoptera; Colletidae
Product: cell adhesion molecule Dscam2-like
Exons: 28
Coding region: 205-6366 (2053 amino acids)
Biological process (GO): axon guidance; cell-cell adhesion
Cellular component (GO): plasma membrane; axon
Molecular function (GO): protein binding
Source: RefSeq, a predicted model, not a curated record
UCACUGGCGCCCGACGCGGUGAGUGCUCGAGAGACAGGAUCACGCGCAAUUGUGCGGGAUCGCGUUACACAUAGGGACGAGUAGUCGUUACACACGGGAAUCUAGACGCAUAGAGAGCAGCAUAGUAGAAGGUAGAGUCGCGCGGGGGCCAGGAACCGGACGGUGGACGAUCCGUCCUCGAGGUUCUACCCCGAAAUCGGUGUCAUGAUCGAGGGAGGUCUGGAGAGUGGACGGUGCGCAAGGAUGGGGCCACUGCUCGUCGAUCUUCGCCACGUGGCUCGGAACCUGUCUCUCUGGAUCGUCGUCCUCUUCAUCCUACGCUGCUGCGACGCCUCGUACGAGAUGCAGGGACCCAGCUUCGUGUCGGAGCCGGCAUCGCGGGUCGAGUUCACGAACGUGAACGGCGGCCGUGUGGACUGCAUAGUCAGAGGAAAUCCGGCGCCGACCGUCGACUGGCUGGCAGCGGACGGCGGCAGCAUAACGAGUAUCCCCGGAAUCAGACACGUCCUUGGCAACGGGACCAUCCACUUUCCUGGCUUCGAGGCGGAGGUGUUCCGGCAGGACGUCCACUGGGCCAUUUAUAAGUGUUCCGCCGUCAACAGCGUCGGCGCCAUCGUUAGCAGAGACGUCACUGUCAGGGCAGUGGUGAACCAGCGCUACGAUCCGGAAGUGCAAUGUCCCGGUGGUUUCCUGGGCAACAACGUGCUUAUGCGUUGCAUCGUGCCCAGCUUCGUUCGCGACCACGUCGCCAUUACGUCUUGGCUUCAGGAGCCGUCCUUCAACAUCUACCCGUCUACAAUGGGAGACGGCAAGUAUCACAUGCUCUCCACUGGCGAACUGAUGAUACUGAACAUAACGCGGGAGGACGCAGGACACAGUUAUCGUUGCAGGACGCACCAUCGUCUGACCCAGGAUACGGUCGUCAGUAGCAACGUCGGGAGACUUCAAUUGACUGAGACACGGAGCUCCAUGCCGCCGAUGAUGAACGAGAAGGUGGUUUAUAUGUCGGUGCGCCUGAAAGACACCAUUGUGAUACCCUGCGUCGCGUACGGCAACCCCACCCCCACCAACAGGUGGUACUACAACAGGAACCAGAGGGAGGAGCCGAUCGAGGAUUCGUCGGGGCAUUACCUGGUGCGAGACGGUUCGUUGAUCGUGCAAGGCGUCCAGGAGAACGACGCCGGCUCGUACAUGUGCACCACCAGCAAUUCCGAGGGCAGCGAAUCCAUGGAAGUGAGGCUAACGGUAUCUGCGCCAUUGAGCGUGCACGUUCAGCCCUCGAUUCAGACCGUCGAUCUUGGAAAAGCCGCUCACUUGACGUGCAGCGCGAGUGGAUUUCCGCAGGCGGCACUCUACUGGCUGAAGGACGGUCAACCAUUGAGAACUGGCGCUCGCAUAAGGGCGGUUACCAGGGAGCGUAUUUCCGUGAUGUCGGUUGCACGUGAGGAUCGCGGCAUGUACCAGUGCUUUGUGAGGAACGAGUAUGAAAUGGCUCAAGGAAUUGCGGAAUUGCGGCUGGGCGAGAUCGCGCCGCAGCUGGUCUACAGGUUUAUCGAGCAGACGAUGCAAACCGGCCCGUCGGUUUCCCUGAAAUGCAGCGCCGCGGGUAAUCCCACGCCGCAAAUUUCCUGGCUGCUGGAUGGAUUUCCGCUUCCGCAAAACGACAGGCUACUGAUUGGCCAGUACGUGACUGUGUACGGGGACGUGAUAUCGCACGUCAACAUCUCGUCGGUGAAGUCCGAAGACGGGGGCGAGUACGAGUGCAUCGCCAGCAGCCGCGCGGGGGAGGCGAGACACUCGGCGAGGCUCAAUAUUUACGGUUUGCCGUACGUCAGAGCCAUGUCCACGAUUUCGGCGGUCGCUGGGAAACGGUUCCACAUCAAAUGCCCGGUAGCUGGCUAUCCCAUUGACUCGAUAAUUUGGGAGAAAGAUGGAGUGAAGCUGCCAACCAACAUGAGACAGAGAGUGGUGAAUGGAAGUCUGUUUAUAGAGACGGUGCAACGAGCCGCCGAUCAGGGCACGUACACGUGCACUGCCAGGAACAAGCAUAAUUUCACCUCGCAACGGACGGUCGAAAUACGGGUCCUAGUGCCACCUAAAAUCACGCCUUUCAGUUUUGCUCGCGAUUUAAACGUAGGGGACCGUACUAGCAUACAGUGCGUGGUCGUGACUGGCGAUCUGCCACUGACGUUCACGUGGCUCAAAGAUAACGUCCCGAUAGAGACGAUCAGGACGCCGCAGGAUGCUCCGUCGUCCAGCCAUAGCCGCGUUCAGGACCCGGCGGGUCCUCGAGACGCGAUUAAGGGGCCCAAGCGGGGCCCCAAGGCCGACGGCCAGGCCGAACAGUCCCCGAGAAAGGCCAUUACCGUCCGACAAUAUGACGCUUUUACCAGCGCCCUGAGCAUUAGCACGAUCGCACCCGCGCACAAUGGCACGUACACCUGUCGCGUGGCCAAUGGCGCAGACACCGUCGCUCAUUCUGCACUCCUUCACGUCAACGUGCCGCCGCGGUGGACGGUGGAACCUAUCGACCAGAACGCCGUUGUAGGUCACGGCGUCUCCAUCGCCUGUCAGGCUGAAGGAUUUCCCAUUCCGACUGUGACUUGGAAGCAAUCGAUCGGCGAAACACCAGGCGACUACAGAGAGCUGGGAUACAGCGGGACCGAGGGAGCCGGGGUUGCAGAGAACGGGUCCUUGGCGAUCCCACGGAUAUCCAGAGAUCACGGCGGGUUCUACCUGUGCCAGGCGAGCAACGGGAUCGGACCAGGGCUAAGCAAGCUCAUUCGGCUAACAGUUCAUGCCGGCCCUCAGGUGUCGGUGAAAACAAGGCAAGAGUCGGUGCGACGAGGCGAGAGCGUGACGCUGCGCUGCGAGGCCGAAGGAGACGAUCCUCUUGAUCUGAGCUGGCGUGCCCGUGACAGCAGAGUCGAUCCCAACUACGAUGUUAGGUACACGAUAGACAACAGGAAGAUGUCGGGACGCGUGAUCUCUGAACUGCGCAUCAUCCAGGCGAGUCACAUAGACCGCGGCGAUUACGUGUGCGUCGCGACGAACGCCUACGGACACGCCAGGGCGACGAUCCACUUGCUGGUCCAGGAGCCACCGAAUUUCCCACGGAAUGUACACGUGACGGAGCAGGGCAGCCGAUCGCUGGUGUUGGCCUGGUCGUCCCCAUCCAGCGAGCAAGAUCCAGCCCACGCAAGCUCGCCCAUCACCAACUACAUCGUCCAGUACAAGGAGGCCCAAGACGUGUGGCAUGAGCACAACACGCAGAAGAUGGUGACAGGGGACAACACGGUCGCGCUGGUGUCGCCCCUGAAACCGGCGACGUCCUACCACUUUCGGGUGCUUGCGGAAAAUCACCUUGGAACAUCAGCGCCAAGCGACAUCCUUCAUGCCCAAACCGACGGUGAGAUCCCUGGAGGCCCUCCUAGGCACGUUGUCGCCGAGCCCCUGGGACCGCAGCAGGUGAAGGUCACCUGGCAACCACCGGAUCGAUCCCUGUGGAACGGAGAACUUCUCGGAUACACCAUCAGCUACGCCAAUCUAGGAGGGAACGAUCAAUCGGUGAACAUCACCAGAGUGGGAAUCACGGGAAACGGGGACGGAUCGUACGAUUACAGUCUAACAGGGCUGCGAAAGUACACCCAGUACAGCGUCGUGGUGAAGGCGUUCAAUAAUAAAGGCGACGGCCCAGGAUCCGACCCGGUGACGGUGCAGACUCUGGAGGACGUUCCAAGUGCUCCACCGCAGAACGUGGCCUGCGCCGCGCUGACUGGGCAGAACAUCCAGGUGACCUGGAAACCGCCGCCUACCGACAAAGUUCACGGGGUCGUGCAGGGUUACAAGUUGCUCUACGAGGCGGCUAGCGCCGUCCUGGAGGAGCAGGCUGGCAGGGAGACCAAGAUCAUCAGCCACGCGUUGAGCACAGUUCUCCAUGGACUCAGUCCGUACACCAAUUACACGGUGCAGGUGCUCGCCUACACUAGGGCUGGGGAUGGCGUCACCAGCAGCCCCGUGUCCUGCACCACCGAGGAAACUGUUCCGGACGCGCCGGACCGUGUGAAGGCUGUGACCAGCAACGAGGACGCGGUGGUGAUAUCCUGGCUACCACCCCGUCGACCGAACGGCGUCCUCACCAAGUAUACCGUUUACAUUCGGGUGUUGGACCAGGGCCAGGAGGUGAAGAUCACUAAGAGCUCGUUGCCUGCGCAGAACUUGCACCACGAGGUGACGGGGCUGAAGCUGCGCGAGUCCUACGAGGCCUGGGUUACGGCCUCCACCAAAGUGGGGCAAGGACCUAGCACUCCGGACAUCAAACUUCAGCUGAGCAAUACAGUUCCAGCAGCCAUAAUAUCGUUCGGAGUGCCGCUCGUGGUGCCGUGGAGGGUGGACGUCAAUAUGGCUUGUCUCGCUGUCGGUAUUCCGCCACCCACGGUGGAAUGGCGUCGCGGCGACAUCAAGCUGCAGCAGAAAUCCGACAUCGGCCCGGACAACGCGCUGACGCUGAGGAACGUACAGAGGACCCACGAGGGCAACUAUUCCUGCCACGUGAAGAAUCCACUCGGCUCGGACAAAAUCGAGUACACCCUGCAAGUUCAAGUGCCGCCAACACCACCGACUUUGCUGGCAACCGGCACUACAACCGACGCCGUGCAGCUUCAAUGGAAACAGGGGGACAAUGGCGGCGCCCCCAUAAGAGGAUUCCUGCUGGCUUAUCGUCGAGAGUUCUCCGAAUGGGAGGAGGUGAUGCUGGAUCGCAAGGCGAGCACGCACCUGCUGGAGGGCUUGCAGUGCGGGACCAGGUACCAGUUCACCUUGGCGGCCUUCAACAGAAUUGGAAGCGGAAGCGCCAGUAAAAUCGAGACAGCGAAGACCAACGGAACGAAGCCUAUUCCUCCCUCGAAGCACCAACUGAUCAAGGUCAACCAGACGAUCGUCAAUCUGGAGCUGGCGGCCUGGCAGGAUGGUGGAUGCCCUUUGUUGUACUUCGUCGUCGAGUACAGACGGCUACCUGGAGAUUGGUUGCUGGUGUCGAACAACGUGCCGCCGCUGUCGAGAUUCCCCAUCAUGAAUCUGGAGAGCGGCACCAAAUACGAGCUUCGCGUGACAGCUUACAACAACGCCGGCUCCACGCAGGCCGAGUAUCUGUUCAGCACGUCGUCGCCAAGCAGCGGCAAUCGAAUGCACGACGAGCAUCCACCGGAAACCGUGGAGACCUCUCUGUUUUUCGACGCGCAUGUGCUCGCGCCCAGCGUGAUAUCGCUUCUGGCCGUGUUCCUGGCGGUGGCUGGCAUCUGCUUCUGCCUGAAAACGCAUGCAGAACGUUCUGGCCGCGCGAACGACCCUAAUUCGCAAACCCAGGCGGCUCUGGAGAACAAGCACAACAUGGAGCAGAGGGAACAGUACUAUGCCACCGUGAGGAAGCCCGGCCAGCAAUCACCCUGUCGCGAGGUGAGCGCGCUGGAAAGAAUUCCCGAAUAUUCAGAAGAUAUUUAUCCGUACGCCACCUUCAAUCUGCCUGAGCAGGAAAACCUCUCGGCGAACCCGAUACGACAGGCAUUCUACUACGAACGCAGCGAAACGAUGCUGCAGGGCAAUCAGUGCGACAUGGACCAAUACACGAAGGUGCGGGGGAGGGCGCGUCGCAAGUCGAAAUCGUUCAAAUCGGAGUCGGAGGAGUACGACACCUUGGGCUCCGACAGCGACACGGAGGUGGGCAACAGCAGUCGCACGGAGUCCUCGAAUCACCUGGACGACUCCGGGCCGGCGUCGAUAAUGACGCGAUCACCCGGACCGAACUCGAUCGUGCAGAGGGAGCAACGACUAGCCCUGGUCCCGAGGCCGGUUCAUCAUAAUGUGCUGUACCACACGCACGAAUCAAGUACAUCAACCGAGCCGUCACCAAUUUCUGAGAGGAAGACCUUCCCGAGGCUCGAGAAGCAAAGGAAUCAUGGAGCAACGCCCGACAUCGGGAUCGACGUUCGCGUGCCGGGUAUCCUGCGACCCGUGAUGAAGCUCUCGGAAUCCGGGAUGCGUUCGUUCUCGAGGGGGGCAUCCCCGAGCCGAACGCCGAGGCCUGGUUCCUGCGACAGGCUGGGAAGGGCGGCGAGCCCCCGGAAAUCCAUGGAGUCCCUGUGCCUGCUGGAGGAGCCAGGUUCCUCCAGGAUGGUGAGAAGAGAAGAGGACUGGGGCAGCGAGCUGUCUACGUUGGAACUGAAGCCACCGACAGGUUUCACAGACGCGCACGAGACCAGCGAAGCCGAGUGCGACAUCGACAUGAAGCUGAAGCUCCACAGGAAGAGGACGGGUUUUCCUUCUAACUCGCUCUCGAAAUCGCCUAAAGACUUCACUAUCACUGUCUAAGUGUUAAUCAAAUUAUUCAGCGCGUACUGCUGAAACGAAGACGCGAAUUAAUAAAAAAAAAAAAAUACAAAUAAAAAAAAAUAAAGAAAACUAAAGUAAAGAUAAACGAAACGAAAUGUUAAAUAAAAACAAGGUAUAUUAAAGCGAAAGGUUAUACACACGAAAACACACACACGCGUAUAACGAACAAAAAGCAACAAAAUACAAUUAUAUAUUAAAGCUGCCAAGCAUGAUGAGUGUUAAUUCAAAAGAAAAAGAGAUACACAUUCUUUCCUCGCCGUAUGAGAUUGUCGGGAUCCCCCAACGCUUCUCUGUGGAUGGAUAACUGUCUUUCCGUGUAACUACCGUCGACGAUCCAUUUACAAUAAAGAGGUAUUUUUGUAAGAAAAAUAUACGAAA